This is a messenger RNA of Myotis myotis, 4070 nucleotides long. Its product is annotated as leucine-rich repeat-containing protein 20-like. Lineage: Eukaryota; Metazoa; Chordata; Mammalia; Chiroptera; Vespertilionidae. The coding region runs from base 1594 to 2148 and encodes 184 amino acids. The transcript has a single exon. The record is from RefSeq and is a predicted model, not a curated record.
CCCAAUGGGGACAGGCCAGCCAGACCCCACCCAUGCACGAAUUCAUGCACUGGGCCUCUAGUUAAUGAUAUUGAGCAUCUUUUCGUGUGCUUUUUGUCCAGUUGUAUGUGUUCUUUAGAAAAAUGUCUGCUGAGCUCUUUUGCCCAUUUUUGAAUAUAGUUGUUUAGCUUUUUGUUGUUGAAUUUUUGGAGUUCUCUAUAUAUUCUGGAUAUUAAUCCAUUAUAAAAUAAAUGAUUUGCAAAUGUUUUCUCCUAUUCUGUGGGUUGUCAUUUUACUCUGUAGAUAGUCUUUUAAUACAUAAAAUUUUAAGAUUUUCCUGAAGAUCUAAUCUGUUUUUCCUUUUGGUUCCUAUAUCUUUGGUGUUAUGUCCAAGAAAUCACUGCUAAAUCCAGUGUCUGAAGCCUUUGUCUUAUGUACAUUUUGAUCAUGGAUCCAUUUUGAAUUAAUUUUGAAUUAAUUCUCUUCCAUAUGGAUAUCCAUUUUUCAGCAACUUGUUGAAAAGAUGCUUUUUCCUGUAUUGAAUGGCCUUCACAUCCUUGUCACAAUCAUUUGACCAUAUAUAUGAAGGUUUAUUUUUGGACUAGUUAUUCCAUUUUAUUGGUCUAUAUCAGUGGUCAGCAAACUCAUUAGUCAACAGAGCCAGAUAUCAACAGUACAACAAUUGAAAUUUCUUUUGAGAUCCAAAUUUUUUAAACUUAAACUAUAUAUGUAGGUACAUUGUUAUUAACUUAAUUAGGGUACUCCUAAGGCUUAGGAAGAGCCACACUCAAGGGGCCAAAGAGCCACAUGUGGCUCGCGAGCCACAGUUUGCCGACCACUGGAUAUGGUUGUCUUUAUGUCAUUACUACACUGUUUUGAUUACUCUAGGUUUCUAGUGUUUUGAAAUCAGGAAAUAUGAAUCCUCUAACUUUAUUCUUUCUUAAGAAUUGUUUUGAUUAUUCUGUGGCUCAUUGAAUUUAAACUCUGAGUACAUCUGGUAUUAACUUUCAUUUUUCUAAUAUAUUGGGAUGUUUUAGAAAUACUAAUAUGUGUGUGUAUGUGGUUCGAAGUUACUAAGUUUUUUAGGUAACUGGCUCACUUUCAUUCAUCAAACCUCUUUAUUUUAAUCAUUGUGGAUGAAAAUCAUUCUAAAAUGUAUUACCUAAUUUAUAUAUAAUAUAUGUAUGUGUUGGCUCCUGGACUAAAUAGCUAUGGUUUUAGAGUUCAUUUGCCUAUGUUGUUUUCCUUUAUUCUUCCCUUCUUGUCAGCUGUCACUUGAAAAAGACACUUAAUGUUGUUUAAACUAUAGGAGUAAUAAGUAUCAUAGUAGAACAUGCAAAUAAAUUCUAAUAAAAUAAAAUUCACCUUAUUUUGGCUACCUAGACUUUUUUCUAGGCAUUUUAAAAAAUAUAUAUUUUUAUUGAUUUCAGAGAGGAAGGGAGAGGGAUAAAGACAUAGAAACAUAGCUGCCUGCCGCUGUUGUGUGGGGUGCCGCUGGUGGCCGAGUGAGCGUGACUGCGCUGCGCAGGGUGCUAGGAGGUAUUGUUGCUGUGCAGGCCCCUUUGUGAGCAACAGACCAGCCUAGUGGCUGGCAGCAGGACACCCCAAGUCUGCAUGCUGAGGAAGAUGGGUGAGGCGGUGGCCAGAGUUGCAAGGAAGGUCAACGAGACGGUGGAGAGUGACUCUGACACCCUGGAUCUGGCGGAGUGCAAGCUGGUGUCUUUCCCCAUUAGCAUCUGCAAGGUCCUGUGGAAUGUCACUGACCAGAUCCACCUCAUCACGCUGGCCAACAAUGAGCUCAAGUCCCUCACCAGCAAGUUCAUGACCACAUUCUGUCAGCUUCAAAAGCUCUGCCUGGAAGGGAACUUCCUGUACCAUCUCCCCAACGAGGUCAGUGCCCUGCAGCACUUCAAGGCCAUCCACCUGUCUCGGAACCAGUUUCAUGACUUCCCUGAGCAGCUCACCCCCCUGCCGGCACUGGAGACCAUCAUUUUGGAGGAGAACGAGAUUGUGGAUGUGCCCAUGGAGAAGCUAGCCGCCAUGCCUGCCUUGUGCAGCAUCAAUCUCCACUUCAACCCACUAAACGCUGAGAUGCGCGUCAUUGCCCUGCCACUCAUCAAGUUUGACAUGCUCAUGCCUCCAGAGGGCACAUGGGCUCCCCCACCUUAGGCCUCCCUCCCUCCUCAUGCCCACCCUGAAGGGACAGAGGCCACUUGCCUGGCACCCUGAGGGGAGGGAGCCCCAAGGGCCUAUGGGAGGCCUAGCUUGGGGGCCUGGGGAUAGGUGGGCAAACAGCGCGUGGGAGGGGGUGCAGCAGUCCAGGAUAGAUAUAGCUUAGAGCUGUAGAGUUCUGGAAUACCCAGAGGAGGAGGCAAGGUAGGGGCCAGAGCCAGGAUUCUGGGCAUUCAUAGCCUCUAUGCAAACUUGGGCAGACCCCCACCUUCUCUGAACUUACAAUUUUGGGAAAAGGGUAGUAGUGGCAGUGGGUCUCUGCCUCCUUGGGCUCCUUGGAGGCUUUUUAGGGAACACACGUCUCCAAGUCUUUGAAUCCUUGGUAUCUUCUGAGCUUGCAGCUGAGCAUUGCUGAGCAUUUCUUGGGCCCCUGUGGGUUGAGGCCUUGCUUCUAGUGCUGAGAGCCAGUCACUGCCCUGAGACAAACAGAAGACAACCUGCAUCUAUUUAUUGCUUCCUGGGAACCACCCCUUCUCUGUGCCCCAUCCUGAGCCCUGUAGAUCCCUGGAUUGGCAGGAGCCUGAACCAGGAGUUGUGGGAAAGCUGUGGAGAGAGUGCGGAGGCUGCAGCAGGGCUGACAGUGUUUACAUAGGAGCCCCAGGGCCAUCAGGCCAGGAAACGGGAGCAGAUCAAGGUGGCUCUGUCCUUCCUCAUGAUUAAGAAAUUGCUGGAGUGACCAGCUGCACCUGGCAUCACCCCUUGAACUACAGGAGAGUGGCCCAGAGAGAAAGAAAGCCAUUUGUGCCUGUGCCUCCCUCUGCAGUCUCCCUCUGGCGGCAGACUGGCUGCCUUGUCAUUGGUUCAUCUGGAUGCAGGCGGCACUAUGCACCGUUGGAUUGUAGCUGGCCAGCCCCCGGGUCACCACUCAAAGCCCUGAUAACCUCGUCAUUUCUAGGCUCUGAACCUGGAGCCUGGCCAGGCAGUAGGGUGGCCUGCCAUCCAUGUUUGCUCGGGACUUUUCAGUGCUAACACAGGGACAGGACCUGCAAACAGGGACAACUGGUGGCUCCACCAGGUGAGGGCCUGGGGCUCUGGCUUCCUGUGACAAUACCUCUGGUUUGGAGAACCCCUGACCUCUUGAUCCUGCAGGUAUCUACCUCCUACCUUCUCAUCUGUGGAGCAAGCAGAUCAGAGCCCACCCUGGUCUGGACUUUUGUUGGAGUCUGUGGGAGAUGCCUUAGUCCCAAGGACUUGGGGCAAACCAGACCACCCAAAUCCUACAUCCGUGGGCCAGUGGCCACUGUUCCACACUCAGAGCACUGACCUUUUCUCAGAAUGUACCAAUUUCCUUCCUCUUCCCCUUUCCCUUCCCCAGCCCUGAGGCUGCCCUGCCCAGGCCUCCUGUCUCUUGGCAAGAAGCUGACAGGUUGGGAGAUUGUAGGCAUGUCACCAAGCACUUGAGAACUCAGCGUCCCAGGAGAUGCCUGUUCACUCUGCUCAUCUCCGAGGUCUGGUGGGUCAAGCUCUGGGAAAAGGGUUUUCAGGGCAAGGAGGCCAGAUAAGAUCUCCAGGGCUACUGAGUUCAGCCGGGGACAAGUGAGGGCUGCAGGCUAGCCCAGCCUGGCCUGACCCCACUCACCGUGUCCUGGAGUGGGGUUUCUCCUUGUUGAAGAAGGGGUGCAUUUGCCUGAUAUGCAAAAAGGCAUUGUAUGGCCAGAGCCUGCAACUCAGUGUGGUGUGCAUCAGCACCUAUGGGAGUUUGUUAGAAACACAUAACCCCAGGCCCAAUCCCGGACCUCUGGGAUCAGAACCCGCACUCCAAGAGAUCCCCAGGGAUUCCUACGAGCACUUUACUGUUUAAGAAGCAAGGCCUAGCCCUAACCAGUUUGGCUCAGUGGAUAGAGCGUCGGCCUGCGGAC